Oldenlandia corymbosa var. corymbosa is the source of this 672-nucleotide messenger RNA. NCBI's taxonomy places the organism in Eukaryota, Viridiplantae, Streptophyta, Magnoliopsida, Gentianales, Rubiaceae. The record is from the annotation of a GenBank genome assembly.
AUGGUUGCUGCUCAGAGGUAUAUUGCAGACAUUAACGGCUUGAUAAGCACCAAAAAUCCACACUUUAGAAUGGUAGUUCGUGUCAUUUCAAUCUGGAAGAUGUACAUGAAGGCAGAUGAGAAAGAAAUCAAGUCGCUUGAACUCAUAUUCAUUGAUGCUCAGGGUGGAAAGAUUCAGGCUACCAUCCCUAAAAGCUUUAUGGACACUUUUAUCAACUACUUCGAAGAAGACUGUGUUCGGCAAAUAUCCUGUUUUGAUCAUGCUUUGAACAUUGUUAGUGGUUACCAUUGUUCAAAACACGAAUACAAAAUCGUGUUUGAACCUAACACCAUUGUGGAUAUUGUGGAUGCUGUUGUUGAUUUGGAUAUUCCUAACCAUGUGUUUGAAUUCACUCCUUUUGCUGAGAUUUCAAAUUUCAUUGAGAAUUUUGAUUUCUAUUUUGAUGUUAUUGGACAUGUUAUUGGUGUUAGUGAGCCGAUCAUUGAUGGGGAGAAGAAGAGGAUAUCUGUGGAGUUGGAGGAUGAAAGGUUGAAGAUCACCCUGUGGAAUGGAGAUGCUGAUGCCAUAUCAACAAUGAUGGCUGAUCAUCCAGUAAUGCUGGUAGUGCUUAUUAUGCAAUAUGUGAAGUGCAAGAAGUGGAAUUCUGAGUCAUUUCAUUUGCAUCAAAAUUAA